This is a messenger RNA of Cheilinus undulatus (humphead wrasse), 3072 nucleotides long. RefSeq names its product trichohyalin-like. The transcript has 2 exons. The coding region runs from base 1 to 3072 and encodes 1023 amino acids. Lineage: Eukaryota; Metazoa; Chordata; Actinopteri; Labriformes; Labridae. The record is from RefSeq and is a predicted model, not a curated record.
AUGGAAAGGCAGGAGAGUGUGAUACAGGAGCAGAGGGAAUGGCAGAGGUGGAGACAUGAGCAGAGGGAAAGAGAGAAGGGAGUAAUACAGGAGCAGAGUGAGAGAGAGGAGAAAAGGAGACAGAAGCAGAGGGAUGGGCAGGAGGGGGUGAUACAGAAGCAGAGGGAAAGAGAGGAGAGGAGGAGACAGAAGCAGAGGGAUGGACAGGAUAUGGUGAUACAGGAGCAGAGGGAAAGAGAGGAGAGGAGAAGACAGAAGCAGAGGGACGGAAUGGAGGGGAUAGUACAGGAGCAGAGGGAAAGAGGGGAGAGUGGGAGACAGGAGCAGAUAGAGAGGGACAGUGAGGAGCAGACAGAGUGGGAGACCACAAAGUCAAUACUUAUGGUUGGAAAGAAGAGGGAGCGCAGGCAGGAAAAAAAAGUGACAUGGCGGGAAGAGAUAGAAACAGUGAAGUAUGUAGACAGGUAUAUAAAAUACUUAGAGAGUUGGGAGCAGAAGGAGAGACAGGAGCAGAAGAUAAGAGAAAGAGUGGAGUGGGCAUUAGAGCAGAAGAAGGAAAGAGAGGCAAGGGCAAUACGGAAGCAGAGGGAAUGGCAGAGGUGGAGACAUGAGCAGAGGGAAAGAACAGAGAGGGUGUUACAGGAGAAGCGUGAAAGAGACAUGAGGAGGAGAGAGGAGGUAAGGGAGAUACAGGCGAGGAGGAGGCAGGAGCAGAGGGAAAGAGAGGAGAGGAGGAGACAGAAGCAGAGGGACGGAAUGGAGGGGGUGGUACAGGAGCAGAGGGAAAGAGGGGAGAGUGGGAGACAGGAGCAGAUAGAGAGGGACAGCGAGGAGCAGACAGACUGGGAGCCCACAAAGUCAAUACUUAUGGUUGGAAAGAAGAGGGAGCGCAGGCAGGAAAAAAAGGUGACAUGGCGGGAGGAGAUAGAAACAGUGAAGUAUGUAUGUAAGUAUAUAAAAUACUUAGAGAGUUGGGAGCAGAAGGAGAGACAGGAGCAGAAGAUAAGAGAAAGAGUGGAGUGGGCGUUAGAGCAGAAGAGGGAAAGAGAGGCAAGGGCAAUACGGAAGCAGAGGGAAUGGCAGUGGUGGAGACAUGAGCAGAGGGAAAGAACAGAGAGGGUGUUACAGGAGAAGCGUGAAAGAGACAUGAGGAGGAGAGAGGAGGUAAGGGAGAUACAGGCGAGGAGGAGGCAGGAGCAGAGGGAAAGAGAGGAGAGGAGGAGACAGAAGCAGAGGGACGGAAUGGAGGGGGUGGUACAGGAGCAGAGGGAAAGAGGGGAGAGUGGGAGACAGGAGCAGAUAGAGAGGGACAGUGAGGAGCCGACAGAGUGGGAGACCACAAAGUCAAUACUUAUGGUUGGAAAGAAGAGGGAGCGCAGGCAGGAAAAAAAGGUGACAUGGCGGGAAGAGAUAGAAACAGUGAAGUAUGUAUGUAAGUAUAUAAAAUACUUAGAGAGUUGGGAGCAGAAGGAGAGACAGGAGCAGAAAUUAAGAGAAAGAGUGGAGUGGGCGUUGGAGCAGAAGAGGGAAAGAGAGGCAAGGGCAAUACGGAAGCAGAGGGAAUGGCAGUGGUGGAGACAUGAGCAGAGGGAAAGAACAGAGAGGGUGUUACAGGAGAAGCGUGAAAGAGACAUGAGGAGGAGAGAGGAGGUAAGGGAGAUACAGGCGAGGAGGAGGCAGGAGCAGAGGGAAAGAGAGGAGAGGAGGAGACAGAAGCAGAGGGACGGAAUGGAGGGGGUGGUACAGGAGCAGAGGGAAAGAGGGGAGAGUGGGAGACAGGAGCAGAUAGAGAGGGACAGUGAGGAGCAGACAGAGUGGGAGACCACAAAGUCAAUACUUAUGGUUGGAAAGAAGAGGGAACGCAGGCAGGAAAAAAAGGUGACAUGGCGGGAGGAGAUAGAAACAGUGAAAUAUGUAUGUAAGUAUAUAAAAUACUUAGAGGGUUGGGAGCAGAAGGAGAGAGAAAGAGUGGAGUGGGCAUUAGAGCAGAAGAGGGAAAGAGAGGCAAGGGCAAUACAGAAGCGGAGGGAAUGGCAGAGGUGGAGACAUGAGCAGAGGGAAAGAACAGAGAGGGUGUUACAGGAGAAGCGUGAAAGAGACAUGAGGAGGAGAGAGGAGGUAAGGGAGAUACAGGCGAGGAGGAGGCAGGAGCAGAGGGAAAGAGAGGAGAGGAGGAGACAGAAGCAGAGGGACGGAAUGGAGGGGGUGGUACAGGAGCAGAGGGAAAGAGGGGAGAGUGGGAGACAGGAGCAGAUAGAGAGGGACAGCGAGGAGCAGACAGAGUGGGAGCCCACAAAGUCAAUACUUAUGGUUGGAAAGAAGAGGGAACGCAGGCAGGAAAAAAAGGUGACAUGGCGGGAGGAGAUAGAAACAGUGAAAUAUGUAUGUAAGUAUAUAAAAUACUUAGAGGGUUGGGAGCAGAAGGAGAGAGAAAGAGUGGAGUGGGCAUUAGAGCAGAAGAGGGAAAGAGAGGCAAGGGCAAUACAGAAGCGGAGGGAAUGGCAGAGGUGGAGACAUGAGCAGAGGGAAAGAACAGAGAGGGUGUUACAGGAGAAGCGUGAAAGAGACAUGAGGAGGAGAGAGGAGGAAGACUUCCAGGGUUGGGAACAGGAGGAGAGGCCUGAGCAGGAGCAAAGGGAAAGAAAGGAGAGAGAGAGACAUGAGCAGAAGGAAAGGGAGGAGAGAUUGAGACAGGAGCGGGAGGAGAAAGAGAUAGAUGAGUUAAUAGAUCUUAUGUUACAGGAAGACUUCCAGGGUUGGGAACAGGGGGAGAGGCCUGAGCAGGAGCAAAGGGAAAGAAAGGAGAGAGAGAGACAUGAGCAGAAGGAAAGGGAGGAGAGAUUGAGACAGGAGCGGGAGGAGAAAGAGAUAGAGGAGUUUAUAGAUCUUAUGUUAAAGGAAGACUUCCAGGGUUGGGAACAGGAGGAGAGGCCUGAGCAGGAGCAAAGGAAAAGAAAGGAGAGAGAGAGACAUGAGCAGAGGGAAAGAGACGAGAGAUUGAGAAAGGAGCGGGAGCAGAAAGAGAUAGAGGACUAUAUAGAUAGUAUGUUACAGUUUGACUUUAACGGUUAG